UGCUAGCGCUUUUGGAACGGUCAAAGCUAUGAUAGCUUUCCAAAACUCUAAAAUUCCGCCGAAUAUCAACAUAACCUCGCCGAUUCCUGAGUUGACGUCCAGAGGAAUCAAGGUUGUAACCGAAGAAACUCCGUUCAAUGGAGAAUUGAUUGGUAUUAACUCAAUUGGUCAGUUUGGGAACUUUGGACACAUGUUACUGAAGGCGAAUGCCAAGAAAUCCUCAACAAUGCAAAUUGAAGAAUCGCUGCCCCAAAUGGUACUCCUGUCCUCCCGCACAGAGUCAGGGAUAGAAGAAAUCAAAAAACAAAUAAGAAAUACGAAAAUUACCCCAGAAUUUGCCGCUUUGGUGAAUGGAGUGUUCAGCCAGGAAGUGCAAAAUCACAUGUACAGAUGUUACGCCAUUGUGCCACCAGAUAGCGCCAAAAUCACAAUCAAAUCUGAGAGAGCAGAUGGGGGCCAGAGGCCAAUCUGGUGGGUGUUCUCGGGGAUGGGCUCCCAAUGGACCGCUAUGGGUGCUCACCUGAUGCAUAUACCUAUCUUUCACGAUGUCAUCAACAGGUGUGACAAAGUUCUUGCACCCCUAGGCGUGGACAUCAUACGUGUUCUGACCUCGGCUGAUGAAAGCAUCUUUGAUAAUAUUUUGAACGCAUUCGUUGGUAUUACUGCUUGUCAGAUAGGGUUGGUUGAAAUAUUAAGAGAAUUGAAGUUGGAGCCCGAAGGGAUGGUAGGCCAUUCUGUGGGAGAGUUGGGAUGUGCAUACGCCGAUAACUGUCUGACUCUUGAGCAAGCCAUUUUAGCUGCGCACGCACGUGGUAGAGCGUCACAGGAAUCAACUCUGAUCAAAGGGAUGAUGGCUGCUGUCGGAAUGGGUCAUAAUGAUAUCGUAAAUCAACUACCGGAAUCCAUUGAUGUUGCCUGUCGGAAUUCGAGCUCAAGUUGCACAUUAUCUGGACCUGCGGAGGACGUCAAAAAAUUCGUCUCCGAAUUGUCUGCUAAUGGCGUUUUUGCAAAGGGUGUGAACGUUGCAAACAUCGCAUACCACUCUCGAUACAUACAACCUGCCGGACCAAUCUUACUCAAAUACUUGAAGGAGGCCAUUCCGGAGAACACAAAAAGGUCAGGUAAAUGGAUCAGCAGUUCUAUUCCGGAGAAAGACUGGGAUUCAGAAUUGGCCACCUAUUGCUCUCCGGAGUACCUCACCAAUAACCUGCUGAGCCCCGUUCUCUUCGAGGAUGCUAUCAAGUCGAUACCGUCAGACGCAGUUUUAAUCGAGAUCGCACCCCACGGUUUGCUCCAGGCCAUCCUCAAACGCGCCAUGACAAAAAAAGCCACCAAUGUUCCACUCACUCAUAGAUCUAGUGAAGACGGUGUCAAAUUUCUCUUAGAAGCUAUCGGACAGUAA
Molecule: messenger RNA, 1402 nt
Organism: Bemisia tabaci
Lineage: Eukaryota; Metazoa; Arthropoda; Insecta; Hemiptera; Aleyrodidae
Source: RefSeq, a predicted model, not a curated record